CGGUAAAACUAAAAGGAAACUUGAGGCAAUUCCCUUUUUACUGCUGCAUCAGUCAAAUUGAGGAAAACACAUUAAUUGGAAGAGAGGGGAGUUCGUGGGCUUUCUCAGAAAUCGAAGAUUUGUUUUAGAUUGAGAUCUGAAUAAAAGUUUUUCCAUUUUGUGACAAAAUCGUCGGGAGGAAACGUAUCGAGGCCCUUUCUUCAAGAGGGUCUUCUUCUUCUGUCUCCUUCUUCCAGAUCUCCAUCCUCUCCAUCUUUCCCUUUCUCGGAUUUGUGUUCAGUGAAUCUGAUUUGUGACUCGAACAAUGGGCGUUGAGGUCGGAAAGUCUGAUGGAUUCGAGGUUGCUUCCUCGCCCUUCGAGGGUAAGGCCGAGCAGAACGGGAAGCUGGUCCACGGAAAAGGGGAGAAAGUCUCAAUCAAGUUUGGUUCGCAUGAUGAGCCGAGCAAAGGGGAAGAAAACAAUAACGUUUUCGGCUCUGAUACCCCGAAAGACAUAAUCGAAGAAUGGCCUGCGGCCAAGCAGGUCCACAGUUUCUUCUUUGUCAGGUAUCGCCCUUUCGAGGACCCGAAGAUAAAAGCUAAGCUUGAUCAAGCUGACAAGGAGCUUCAGAAACUGAACCGGGCUCGGGCCGGAGUUGUGGAGGAGUUGAAAGCUAAGAGGGCUGAGAGAUCGGAGUUAUUUGAUAUACUGGAGCCAUUGAAAAAUGAGCGUAAAGGAUUCAAUACCAUUUUCGAUGAGAAGAGAAAGGAAAUGGAGCCAUUGCAGCAGGCACUGGGAAAGCUGAGGAGCAACGAUGGUGGGGGGCGUGGCAUUGCUCUCUGUUCAUCCGAGGAAGAGCUGAAUGAUACGAUAUACAGCUUGCAAUACCAUAUUCAACAUGAAAGCAUCUCGUUGAACGAGGAGAAGCAGAUUCUCAAAGAGAUCAAGCAGCUCGAGGGCACGAGGGAGAAGGUCAUUGCGAAUGCAGCCAUGAGAGCCAAGAUCAAGGAGGCUAUGGGUAAGAAAGAAGAUAUCCAAGAUCAGGUUAAGUCAAUGGGUGCUGAUUUGGACGGAGUGAAAAAGGAGCGGCAAGCGAUCUCAGGCAAGAUCAAUCAGCUGAGUGAGAAGGUGAAAGCUAUUAAAGAUGAGAUCCAGUUGCUGGAGAAUGAGCUGAAGGUUGUGACCGACAAGAGGGACAAAGCUUUUGCAAACAUUCAAGACCUCCGGAAACAACGUGAUGAGUCGAAUUCCAAAUUUUACCAAAGCCGAGCUGUCUUGAACAAAGCUCGGGAAUUGGCUGCUCAGAAGAACAUAAAAGAUCUCGAGGCGCUCUCACAUGCCGAGGUCGACAGUUUCAUGUCCCUCUGGUGCAGUAAGAAGAACUUCAGAGACGAUUACGAGAAAAGAAUCUUGCCGUCGUUGGAUGCUAGGCAGCUGAGCCGAGAUGGGCGGAUGAGGAACCCCGAAGAGAAGCCUCUGGUUACACCAGAGGCACCGCCAUCAAAGGCAAUGCCUUCUGAUACCGAGGUUCCGCCUAAAGCUAAGGCGAAACAGCAUAAGGAGGAUUCGGGUUCCGCCCCGAAGGCAGAAGUUAGGGUUUCCCAGAAGACGCAGAAAGAAACCGGGGAGAAAGCCAAAGACACAGGCAAAGUAAAGAAUACUGCAGAUGAUGACGAUGAUGAAGAUGAGGUAUAUGGACUGGGAAAACAGCAGAAGGAAGAGAAAAAGGCAGUUGAUGAAGCUACACUGAAGGAGAUGAGAAGGCAGGAGGAGAUUGCGAAAGCCAAACAGGCCAUGGAGAGGAAGAAGAAGCUGGCUGAGAAAGCUGCUUCGAAAGCUGCUAUAAGAGCUCAGAAGGAAGCUGAGAAGAAAGAAAAGGAGCGUGAGAGGAGGGCCAAGAAGAAAGCUCCAGAGGCCGAGGCUGCAGCCGAGGAAGUUGCAGAAGAUUCUGGGCCGGAGAAGAACGAAGUGGAAGCUGCUUCUGUUCAAGAGGAGAAGAAACCCGAGAAGGAGAAAGCCCCGAAGGAGAAGCCGAUAAGGAACAGGAUCCGCACCCGAGGCCCCGAGACGCUGCCAAGAGCGAUCCGCAAGCAGAAGAAGUCUACUAAUUACUGGGUUUAUGCUGCUCCUGCUGCUGUUCUCUUCGUUAUCCUCCUUCUAGCUCUCGGUUACUACUAUGCUUUCUGAGAUCAAAUGAGAGGGGGGGAAAAAAACUAGGACGAAGGUGAACGAGCAAAAGACCUUAUGCCCUCGUUUUUUUUUUGUAGUUUGGGAUCUUGAUCUUUUUUUUUUUAAUUAAGUUCGUUUCGUCCUCUAUGAGGGAUGGACUCCAAAACUCAUAAGCCUUGAAUCGUUUCUUCUACCAAGACUUGAUGAAGGGUAUGGUAAUGUAAGGAACCAAAUUUUAAUUUUAAGUUCUAUAUCAA
Tarenaya hassleriana is the source of this 2406-nucleotide messenger RNA. Its product is annotated as proton pump-interactor 1-like. Lineage: Eukaryota; Viridiplantae; Streptophyta; Magnoliopsida; Brassicales; Cleomaceae. The transcript is spliced from 8 exons. Bases 305 to 2167 code for a protein of 620 amino acids. The record is from RefSeq and is a predicted model, not a curated record.